ACACUGCUGUGAAUGUUUGGUGGUAGAUGGAAACCUUUGGAGGGAGAUGAGCAUUGACCAGAUUCCUAUUGAGAACCAUGCCCUCUGACUUUAUGGUGAUAUUCUACUGAAGCUGUUUGCAACCCUCCUAAAUCCCCAUCGGUGACACAGAAGUGGGUGUGUUAUUUGAGUGUGCAUGUUUGCCAUCCUGCAUGUGUGUCGGCAGAAAGGUCAUAUACUGGGCCUUUUCAUGUCCGUCCCCUUAUGAGGGCAGAGCAGCUCCAGGUUCUCGUCCAAGCGCCGCUCUUCCUCGGCUUCUUUAACUCUAGCAACCUAGCAAAACGCUUUCGUUCUGUUCGGCCCGUCCGACUGGAUCCCCAUCAUCAUGAGUGUUUCCCACGAGACCUGCCUCCUGGACCAGGUUCUGGACCUGAUUAUGAACGAAAAGCCCCCCAAUAGCACAAGCCUUUUCCUGAACGAGGACACAGAAAAGCCCUCUUUACCAGAACGAGGAGACCUGAGGAGGAGGAUACGCCGAGCCAUGGAGAGAAGAGCCAGCAGCGUGAAGGAGAGGAUGGGUUCCGUCACCCGGGAUGGAGUCAGAGGCUUCCUCAAGAGAAACCUUUUCGUUCUGCUCACCAUCGCCGCCGUGGCUCUGGGGGUCAUCCUGGGAUUUGCCCUCCGACCCCGCAACCUCUCUCUGCGUGAGAUCAAGUACUUUGCUUUCCCCGGCGAGCUUCUGAUGAGGAUGCUGCAGAUGCUGGUGCUGCCGCUGAUCGUGUCCAGUCUGGUGACUGGUAUUUCCUCUCUGGACAGCAAGGCGUCCGGCAAGAUGGGCAUGCGUGCAGUGGUCUACUACAUGGUGACCACCCUGAUCGCUGUCUUCAUCGGCAUCGUCAUCGUGAUCAUCAUCAGACCCGGCAGAGGCAGCAGGGACAGUCCGCUGGCCAAGAGCGGGAAUAUUGAACCUGUUCAGGCGGCAGAUGCUUUUCUGGAUCUCAUCAGAAACAUGUUUCCUCCAAACCUGGUGGAGGCUUGUUUCAAACAGUAUAAAACGGUCUACAAGAAGACUCUACGCACAAGGAAUAUAUCCGUGGCCCUGAAUCUCACCGACGCCCUCAAUGUGACGGGCGCAAAUCUCAGUGUAGUCUCUCACACCAUCCAGGAGACAGUGGAGGAGACUGUUCCUGUGUCCGGCUCCUCGAACGGAGUGAAUGCACUCGGCUUGGUCUUCUUCUCCAUGUGCUUCGGCCUGGUCAUUGGGAACAUGAGACAGCAAGGGAAAGCCCUGCGAGACUUUUUCGACGGCUUGAACGAAGCCAUCAUGAGGCUGGUGGCCAUCAUCAUCUGGUAUGCACCGGUGGGAAUCCUCUUCCUGAUCGCAGGGAAGAUUGUGGAGAUGAAGGAUCUGGCAGAGGUGGGCGGCCAGCUGGGGAUGUACACGGUUUCGGUCAUCGUCGGCCUCCUCAUCCAUGGACUGUUUGUCCUGCCGCUGCUCUUCUUCCUGGUGACCAGAAAGAACCCAUACAGCUUCAUUGGUGGUCUGCUGCAGGCGCUCAUCACCGCCCUGGGGACCUCAUCCAGCUCCGCAACGCUGCCCAUCACAUUCCGCUGUCUGGAGGAGAACAACCGCGUGGACAAACGCGUGACUCGUUUCGUGCUCCCAGUCGGCGCGACCAUCAACAUGGACGGGACGGCGCUGUAUGAAGCUGUAGCUGCCAUCUUCAUCGCUCAAGUCAAUGACAUGGACCUGAACUUUGGCCAGAUUCUCACCAUCAGUAUCACUGCGACUGCUGCCAGCAUCGGAGCAGCAGGCAUCCCUCAGGCUGGCCUGGUUACCAUGGUGAUCGUAUUGACAUCGGUGGGACUGCCCACCGAGGACAUAACGCUGAUCAUCGCCGUGGAUUGGUUCUUGGACCGGCUGCGUACCACCACCAACGUCCUGGGCGACUCCCUCGGCGCAGGCAUCGUCGAGCAUCUGUCUCGAGGCGAGCUCCAGAGUCAGGACGACGAAGUGCGCAACUCAGUCAUCGAGGAGAACGAGAAGCCGUACCAGCUCAUCUGCCAGGACAACGACACUGUCAACCACCACAACAGUGAAACCACAAUGUGAAGGUGAAAGGUCGUGUAGCAUGACAGUUACAGUCGUGACUUUGGCCCUCGUGAGAAAUACAGUUUCAUUCUAGUCUGCCUGAAGUUCACAAAAAACCUGCAGACAAGUUACAUUUAAAUAAUAAGGAAAAAAACCAAUGUAAUAACAGAACCAAGCUGGUGCUGGUGGAGGAGACAACUUUUUCCCUCCUGGUAACGUGUGGUGAUGAAACAGACAACUUACCAUCAUCAGUGUUAGAUUGUGUCACUAUUAGAGGGAGGAACAACAAUUCCUAUCAAUAGAUAUAUAUGGGCGAUCGUGAAACAUAUUGUUGAAGGGGAUGUGAGUUAUGUUUUUGCCACUGAAGAUGAGUGGUGUUUCACUUCACCUAUUAAGCAUCUAAACAACUCCUUCACUUCUGGAAAGUCAUUUUUACACUACACAAAAAUGAAAAUGUGAGUCAAAGUCCUUCAAUCCCACUAAUAUUGCAAGUGUUGUAGUCCGAUGUUCAAGAGUCACACAGGUCAUUCUCCCUGCAGCCGUGUUGGCAUCAUGUAAUACACCUAUAGUGUGUUCAGUGGUGACGUCCCAAAAAGUUUUUUUCCGCUAUGUAUUUAUUUGGGAUUAUUCAAUCUUUCAUUAUUUAGUUCAAGCCAUGAAGACGUGACUGAUUUACUGGACUCCCUGACACUCAGACCACAUCUACCUCUGCAGCCUCCCACAAUUUACCUUUCUGUAUGAAAACAUUUAAUUACUGAAUGUAUUUCAAUGUCAAAAUGCAUUAUUUAGAAUGACUGCUUUCAAAGUGAUUCGUGAAUGUUCUAUUUUAGUGAGUUGGUUCUUACGGCAGUUUGCAAGUUUGCUAAGUGCUGAGUCCUGACACAGUUUUUCUGCCACUCUGUUGGGUAUUGUUUCGUUUUCAACUGAAUGUCCAUGAGUUUGUGAUUCCAAUGUGUUUGAGUUACAAAAAUAUUUUGUUGUUUGGUAGAGCAGUACUGUGCCAGCAAUUUGUGCAAAUAUUUGGUAGUAUUUUAGACAAAAUCAUAGAGUGUAAAUAAGAAAAUUUCUGACAUUGUGUGUGAAUUAUUGAGGUGCUUUUAGUUGAAAUGUCUUAUCCCAGAGAAGCGGCUUGUUAUUUUGAUGGACAGUCUUUGAAAGUGUGCUAAAUAAACAGCUCAGGAAUUCAA
Molecule: messenger RNA, 3258 nt
Organism: Synchiropus splendidus (mandarinfish)
Lineage: Eukaryota; Metazoa; Chordata; Actinopteri; Syngnathiformes; Callionymidae
Gene: slc1a6
Product: solute carrier family 1 member 6
Exons: 11
Coding region: 365-2092 (575 amino acids)
Biological process (GO): L-glutamate transmembrane transport
Cellular component (GO): plasma membrane
Molecular function (GO): glutamate:sodium symporter activity; L-glutamate transmembrane transporter activity; neutral L-amino acid transmembrane transporter activity
Source: RefSeq, a predicted model, not a curated record